This is a messenger RNA of Aspergillus oryzae RIB40, 774 nucleotides long. Its product is annotated as WSC domain-containing protein. NCBI's taxonomy places the organism in Eukaryota, Fungi, Ascomycota, Eurotiomycetes, Eurotiales, Aspergillaceae. The record is from RefSeq and is a predicted model, not a curated record. The coding region runs from base 1 to 774 and encodes 257 amino acids. The transcript is spliced from 2 exons.
AUGACAAGAACAAUCAUCAACUUAUCCAUCCUUGGCCUUCUAUCUGUUCCAGCCCUCGCCUUGAAUACGGCCUGCUACAAUGACCUGGGCAGUUUGACUCUUUCGCGUUCGACAGAAUACCAAUCCGUGGCUCUGUGCCAGCAAAUCUGCAACGAAGAGAACCAGCCUGUUUAUGCCGUGCAAGACCAGAAAUGUUUCUGUGGAGAUACUCUUCCUCCGCUCUCCGCCAAGGUUGAGAAUACGGAAUGUACGACGAAAUGUCCUGGGUAUCCGGCGGAUUCUUGCGGCGGCCCAAAAACCUACACAAUCGGCACCCUCACCACCAGCAAAUCCCGCCGCGCCAUCUACCCAACCACAACCCCCGAAUCCGACAAAGACACCGAACGAGAAACAGAAACCAACGGCAUCCUCACAGCCCCCGACGUCGACGACGGCGACUCCGACCCUCUCGCCAGUCUAAGCGUCAACCCAACCAUGGUGAAGACCGCCAGUAACGCCCCGUCGACUGCUACCGGCACUAUCGUGACUGCGCCUUCGGGGACUGCGUAUCCCAAUCAGCCGGAUGUUGUGGCUAGCCCUUCGAAGACUCUGACUACUUCGGUGGCUACGGGGAGUGCGAGGGCUUCUGUGUCGGCUUCGGCUUCGGCGUCGGUUAGUGGGGGGGCGACGCCGUCGGCUAGUGUUGUUGCUGGUGGUGCUUCCCAGAUUUCUUCUGAGAGGGGGGUGGUUGUUGGGGUUGUGGCUGGUGUUGUGGGGGUUUGGGGGUUGUUUUAG